GCAGCCGCGUCCCGAGGCCGGUUAGCUGAGCAGCAUGCGGAACGCGACCCCGAGCGAGGAGUCGGGGCUCAACCUCACGCUCGCGGACCAAGGCUGGGACGGUUCCCCUGGCAACGACUCGACGGCCGAAGAGCCGCUGCCACUCUUCCCCGCGCCGGUGCUGGCGGGCGUCACGGCCACCUGCGUGGCGCUGUCCGUGGUGGGCAUCGCCGGCAACCUGCUGACCAUGCUGGUGGUGUCGCGCUUCCGUGAGCUGCGCACCACCACCAACCUCUACCUGUCCAGCAUGGCCUUCUCCGACCUGCUCAUCUUCCUCUGCAUGCCCCUUGACCUCGUCCGCCUCUGGCAGUACCGGCCCUGGAACUUCGGCGCCUUGCUCUGCAAACUCUUCCAGUUCGUCAGUGAGAGCUGCACCUACGCCACCGUGCUCACCAUCACCGCGCUGAGCGUCGAGCGCUACUUCGCCAUCUGCUUCCCGCUGCGGGCCAAGGUGGUGGUCACCAAGGGCCGGGUGCGGCUCAUCCUCCUGGUCAUCUGGGCCGUGGCCUGCUGCAGCGCCGGGCCCAUCUUCGUGCUGGUUGGCGUGGAGUAUGAGAACGGCACCGACCCCCGCGACACCAGCGAGUGCCGCCCCACCGAGUUCGCAGUGCACUCGGGGCUUCUCGCGGUCAUGGUGUGGGUGUCCAGCGUGUUCUUCUUUCUGCCCGUCUUCUGCCUCACGGUCCUCUACGGUCUCAUCGGCAGGAAGCUGUGGCAGCGGCGCGGCGGCGCGGCGGUGGGCGUCUCGCUCCGGGACAAGAGCCACGCGCAGACCGUGAAGAUGCUGGCUGUAGUGGUGUUUGCAUUCAUCCUCUGCUGGCUGCCCUUCCAUGUAGGGCGGUAUUUAUUCUCCAAAUCCUUUGAGCCGGGCUCCCUGGAGAUUGCUCAGAUCAGCCAGUACUGCAACCUUGUGUCCUUUGUCCUCUUCUACCUCAGCGCUGCCAUCAACCCCAUUCUCUACAACAUAAUGUCCAAGAAGUACCGGGUGGCAGUGUUCAGACUUCUGGGAUUCGAACCCUUCUCCCAGAGAAAGCUCUCUACUCUAAAGGAUGAAAGUUCUCGGGCCUGGACAGAGUCCAGUAUCAACACCUGACUCAGCGCAUUGCUGAGCACAGUCA
This is a messenger RNA of Otolemur garnettii (small-eared galago), 1157 nucleotides long. RefSeq names its product growth hormone secretagogue receptor (gene GHSR). The transcript has 2 exons. Gene Ontology annotation, biological process: G protein-coupled receptor signaling pathway; hormone-mediated signaling pathway. Gene Ontology annotation, cellular component: plasma membrane. The coding region runs from base 35 to 1132 and encodes 365 amino acids. The record is from RefSeq and is a predicted model, not a curated record. Lineage: Eukaryota; Metazoa; Chordata; Mammalia; Primates; Galagidae. Gene Ontology annotation, molecular function: growth hormone secretagogue receptor activity.